Tilletiaria anomala UBC 951 is the source of this 1120-nucleotide messenger RNA. Its product is annotated as DHSB_USTMA succinate dehydrogenase iron-sulfur protein mitochondrial precursor. Gene Ontology annotation, molecular function: 2 iron, 2 sulfur cluster binding; electron transfer activity. The record is from RefSeq and is a predicted model, not a curated record. Bases 123 to 989 code for a protein of 288 amino acids. The transcript is spliced from 4 exons. Gene Ontology annotation, biological process: tricarboxylic acid cycle; aerobic respiration; respiratory electron transport chain. Gene Ontology annotation, cellular component: mitochondrial membrane. Lineage: Eukaryota; Fungi; Basidiomycota; Exobasidiomycetes; Georgefischeriales; Tilletiariaceae.
CAACACCUCUCCUCCCGUGGUAUACAUUCUUACGUUAUUACUCCAUCUGCGCCUUCUCACACAGAGGACCCCAGCAUAUAGCAAAGACAAAUUCUACACACGCACGCAUAUACGCUGCAGAGAUGUCGAUGCUCGCAUCACCACUCAAGCCCUCGGUCGCCGGUCCGUCCAAGUUGGCUGCGGCGGCUGCUCGCCGCUUUGCCACUUCUAGCCCCGCGCGCCUUGCGACUCCAGUCAACGCCAAGCUUCAGCACUUGAAAGAGUUCAAGAUCUAUCGAUGGAACCCGGACAAGCCGGCUGAGAAGCCGCGUCUGCAGACCUACACGCUCGACCUUAACGCCUGUGGGCCCAUGGUCCUUGAUGCGCUCAUCAAGAUCAAGAACGAACACGAUCCCACUCUCACCUUCCGGCGCUCGUGCCGGGAGGGUAUCUGCGGAAGCUGCGCCAUGAACAUUGAUGGUGUCAAUACCCUCGCAUGCCUGUGCCGCAUUGAGAAGAAGGGUGACACUAAGAUUUAUCCACUGCCACACAUGCACAUCGUCAAGGACCUCGUUCCAGACUUGACCCAGUUCUACAAGCAAUACAAGUCGAUUGAGCCAUACCUCAAGAGCAAGAACCCGCCCGAGAAGGGUGAGCACCUUCAGUCACAGGAGGAUAGGCGCAAGCUGGACGGUCUGUAUGAGUGCAUUCUCUGUGCAAGCUGCCAAGGGUCUUGCCCUUCGUACUGGUGGAACUCGGACGAAUACCUCGGUCCUGCGGUGCUCAUGCAGGCUUACCGGUGGAUGGCGGACUCGCGCGACUCGUAUGGUGACGAGCGUCGCGAGAAGCUCGAAAACACUUUCUCGCUCUACCGUUGCCACACCAUCUUCAACUGCACACGCACAUGCCCUAAGGGUCUGAACCCGGCGAAGGCUAUCGCUCAGAUCAAGAAGGAUUUGGCUGUCGGACCCCCUGCAAUCAGCAAGAGGCCCGUUAUUGCUGAAGCAUAGAACACGCUUUCUCUCAUUGAAAGACAGGCAUGGACGACAGCGCAUGUUUCCACUUGCAUCAUUUUGGUGCUGACCGCAUGUAGCAAUCGCACAUUUGGCAGGCAAUACAUGCACUGCAUAGGCAUUGACGC